This is a messenger RNA of Rhagoletis pomonella (apple maggot), 831 nucleotides long. RefSeq lists its product as uncharacterized. The transcript has a single exon. NCBI's taxonomy places the organism in Eukaryota, Metazoa, Arthropoda, Insecta, Diptera, Tephritidae. The record is from RefSeq and is a predicted model, not a curated record.
AUGAAAAACAAAGAUGGCAGAGCUUCGGAAAGUAGCAGCCCAACCACAAAUAAUGAAUCCGAACACGUCGACAUAGAAGGAUGCAACUUUGGACUCACCCCAAUCGAACUGCCUUACUUGUGGUACCCGAACCAACAGAGCGUUAACCACCUCGAGUAUGUCCGUCGGCUGGAGUGUGAGUUCACUUGCCUUCAACGUGCCUUCCUGGCGCUCACUACACAAUUCGCACGAUUGCAAUUUCGCGUACGCCAAAUAGUGCAAGCUGAUCCUUGUGAACGAGAAUCUCUUCUACUAGAUCUCGAACGCCUUGCCUUUAACAGCGAGGGAGAAAAUGACGAAUUGCCGCCCAUUCAGCGCGAUGCUAUAAAUAUGGGCGAUGUGCGCCGCAAACAAAGUGUCAUAUUGGAGCGACUGCGCUCGCAACUAAGUGAUCUGUCACAAGCUGAAAGCCGGCAGCCAAUACCAGAGUUAGAUGCCGCACCACCUGAACAAGGCUCUAUUGAUGAAGUAACAUGCUUCUGCCUUAAGAAGAAACGAAAACCACCACCAACCCCAGAAACACCUACUGACCCCAGUACCGCCGUAAGUAGCGCCGAAUCAACGCAUUCCACAUCUAGCAAAUCCAAAAUCUAAACGUCAGUGGAAAGUGAAAGCGAAGAAGAAAAGUCGAGAAGAACAAAUAUGAAGUAAAGAAUGUCGAUCACUGACGAGGAGGCGUUAGCCUAUGCGCGCAACGGAACGUUCUCAGUUACAACCCCAACGGCUCCUUUCGCCUUUGCCAGGAAGCGAGUAGUACAAGAAAGCCUAGGCCUUGCGAUUGCAAGCCAAUGA